AUGUCUCUAAAAACAUAUUGUUUUCCACUGAAGACAGCAUCUGAAACAUUUACUCAACAAAAUAAUCUAUCGAAUUCUGAUACAUUAUUGAUUUAUUUUAAAGGUGAAAAAGGUCUAACUCAACCUUUAUCUUUACUAUUAAUUAAGCUUAAUGAAAGUGUAUAUGAAAACACAAUUGAAUUACUUGAUGUUGGAAAUAAUUCUUUCUAUUUUAUAAUACGAUUUUUUAAACUUCAACUUAUACAAUUAUUAUACGUACCGGAGGUAUUAGUCGCUUGUUUUCAAGCAACUAUUCGUCUAGCAUUGAUUGGUGAUGGUGCUUCAACACUUCCAUUUGAUCUAAAUGCUAGUACUAGUUCAAUUCAAUGUAAAGCUAAGAAUUUAUUUCAUUCGAAUUCAAAAGAUAUAUUUUAUAUUUCAUCAUUUCAAUCCGUUGAUGUUGGCCAAGUAUGA
This is a messenger RNA of Rotaria socialis, 453 nucleotides long. Lineage: Eukaryota; Metazoa; Rotifera; Eurotatoria; Philodinida; Philodinidae. The record is from the annotation of a GenBank genome assembly.